This is a messenger RNA of Saprolegnia diclina VS20, 743 nucleotides long. RefSeq lists its product as hypothetical. The record is from RefSeq and is a predicted model, not a curated record. NCBI's taxonomy places the organism in Eukaryota, Oomycota, Saprolegniomycetes, Saprolegniales, Saprolegniaceae. Bases 20 to 688 code for a protein of 222 amino acids. The transcript has a single exon.
GCCAAUUUGACGCGAAAGCAUGACCAAGUGUCGCUUCAACGCGUGCGAAGAGGCUGCGAUGGCCAACUCGACCAAGUGUUACUUCCACCGCAGCCGCGGCCAUUGCUCCGUGCAGGGCUGCAAGAACCAAGUGUUUGCACGCCACUUGUGCGUGCGCCACGGCGGCCGACCGCUCUGCAGCUUUGAAGGCUGCUACGGCAACGCCCGUCUCCGCGGCUUUUGCUCCAAGCACGGCGCCAAGGUCCCGAAGAAGCUUUGCUCGGAGCCUGGCUGUACCAAGAUGGUGCAGUCCAAGCAAAAAUGCGUGCGCCAUGGCGGCGGCCGCCAAUGCCGCAUGGACGGCUGCACGACGUACGCCCGCCUCGGUGGCUACUGCUCGCGCCACCACCGAGUGCGCACCGACGACGCGUCGUCGCCGACUGCUGCAUCGCCCCACGAGCCCAUGAUGCCCCCCACCAACUUCUAUAGCCAAGGCGCCGCGCCCCCGUACUAUUACCCGUCCGACCAUCGCCACAGCAACAGCAGCCCCAGCAACACCAAGCCCGAGGCAGACGUGGCUGACCACCGGUGGUGGCCCAGUGCCGACUACACCGCACCGACCGCGUACCACUUUGCCGAGGCGGCGUACACGCCCGUGUUCCGCUACGACCCGCCACGGGACCCGAAUGCGUGGACGUUUUCCGUUUAAUCCAUUUUAUCUAAGACUACCAUUAACAGCUACAUGAAGAUCAUGUUGUCACUUC